CGGAGGGUGAUAGGGAACUGUUCCGCCGGCAAAGGGAGAGGAGAGCUAGAGCAGCCGAGGCCAGCAGAACCUUAAUUUGGUGAGGCUGGUGCUACAACAGCCAUCGCUACAACAGCCAUGACCAUGUCUGCGCAGCAGACUUCUCAAGCCGGUAGUUUAGGUACCGCCAGGUCCACGGUCGCACAGACUGUGAGUCAGUCUACUGGCUUAAUGGCAAGCCAGCCCGCGGUGUUGACCCCGGAGGAUGUCGCCAUCCAGCAGGCAGCCCUGCAGGAGGCACAGCUACAGCAGGCAUUAGGAAAGAUAAAAAGGGAGAAAGAGGUGAUGAUUAGAAGAAGCGCUAGGAUGCAGCAAAGAGAGACAGACAUAGAGGAGUUAGAAAUGAUGGACUUGACGCAUAUGGAUGAUGAUGUGAGGGUAGUUAGGAAGGCCCUGCUAGGGGUUAUAGAGAUGCAGGAGCACCAGACUACCAUCCUUCAGGACAUUCAACAGAGUCUGGCCGUGUUGUCAGGCCGCGCUCAGGCAACACCAUCACCAGCCGGGCCUGGUGCCUGGCCCGUGCCAUAUCCUCCUUUUUCUGUCCCACCGGUGACAGGGGUAUCCCCAUAUGUAGCCCCUUCAACGGUUGCAAUAGUUUCUCUCGGCAUGCCGCUUUUAGGAGGGGUAACAACAGGGAGUAGUUUACAGGCUCUUGUACAAAUAAUGUUUACUCCAAGUCCAUCACAGGUUGCAGUCACCACGCAGCCUGCUAUCUCGCAGUCAGUGCAACCUCAGGGCACACAGCCCCAGCAGCUAGCACAACAACCUGUAUCGCCGGGUCCACAGCCCAGGUUGGUGCAGGGACCGGGACAAAGUCAAUGGGUUCCAAAGACGGCCAUCGCCGCUCCCAAACCCUUUACAGGGGACAAGAGAGGCGAAGAUCUCGACACAUGGUUGAGGGCAGUGCCGGUCUAUGUCAGGUGUAAACUCACCUUGCCACAUGAAGAAGUGCUUGUGGCUGCAUCCUACCUAGAGGGUAGUGCAGCAAGAUGGUUAAGUGGGUUAGUCCAACUCCAGGGAUACGGUCAUGACUUCCGCUCUCGGGCAGCCUCUCAGAAAUUGGAGGACUUCCUGAAAAUGGUGGAAGAAAGGUGGCAUGAUCCUCAGGAGGCUCAAAAGGCCACUGAUGUGAUCCUGACGCUGCACACGUGGCAGUUUAAGUCAGUAAGGGUUGCCACCAACGCUGUAGAGCGUUUGAUUUGUGUUCCAGGGGUACGCUAUGACCCCCAGCUUGCUAUGAAUCGGAUAUUCCAUGACUACUUGGAUAAGUUUGUCAUCGUGUACCUCGAUGACAUACUUAUUUUUAGUAAGACUGUCGAGGAACAUGUUGCAGACUUGGACAAAGUCCUCGGUCUCCUGCGACAGCACAAGUUCAAGAUCAACGGUGAGAAAUGCGAGUUUGGCCGUACCCGUAUCUUGUUGGGUCAUGAGAUCUCCGCGGAAGAGUUGAAGCCCGAUGACGCGAAGGUGGCCAGCAUUCAUGAUUGGCCACGUCCUCAGUCUGUGACUGAGAUGAGAUCUUUCUUAGGAAUGAUAGGCUACUAUAGGACUUUCGUUAAGAACUACAGCAUAGUGGCCGCUCCUUUGACUGAUCUGACCCGCCUUGACUCCCCUUGGGAGUGGACAGAUAAGUGCGAGGCUGCUUUCAGACAUCUGAAGCAUGCAUUGACGCACUAUGAAGUCUUGAAACUUCCUGAUCCAGACAAGCCGUUUAUAGUUACAACGGAUGCCAGCCAAUAUGGCAUUGGCGCUGUGCUUGCGCAGCAGGAGGGGCCAAAGUUGAGGCCAGUAGAGUACAUGUCCAAGAAAAUGUCGUCUCAGAAGUUGGCUAAGUCCACUUAUGAGAAGAAACUCUAUGCGGUGUACAAGGCUCUCACCCAUUGGAGACACUACCUCCUUGGGCAGUUCUUCAUCCUCCGGACGGAUCAUCAGACCCUAAGAUGGAUGAGAACACAACCGGUACUCUCUGACGCUCUCAAGCGUUGGAUCGAAGUCAUUGAGCAAUAUGACUUUGACCAUCACUAUCUCGAAGGGGAGUACAACAAGGUUGUUGAUGCCUUGUCGCGCAGACCUGACUUCUCAGGUGCGCUGAUUACCGAGUUCGAUCUGACGGACGAUGUUAUUCAGUCUUUGGUGGAAGCCUAUCGUCAGGACCAGUUUAUGUCUGAGAUCAUACGCAGACUUGAGGCGAAGGAUAARAAGACCUCCGCCGAGUUUGAGUUGGUCAAUGGAUUGUUGUUCCUAAAGAAGGCAGGGAAUAAACGCUUGUGUGUUCCAAAUAGCGAGUCUUUGCGUAGUUUGUUUUUAGGCGAGUGUCAUGAUGCCACCGGCGAUUUUGGGUACAAGAAGACCGCAGCCAACUUGCUGCAGCGGUUCUGGUGGCCCACGAUAAUAAAAGAUGCACAGUUGUAAGCGGAAACUUGUCAAGUAUGCCAAAGAGACAAGCCCCGUACUCAGGCUCCUCUUGGGCUGCUCAAGCCCCUUCCGAUUC
Chara braunii is the source of this 2530-nucleotide messenger RNA. The record is from the annotation of a GenBank genome assembly. NCBI's taxonomy places the organism in Eukaryota, Viridiplantae, Streptophyta, Charophyceae, Charales, Characeae.